AUGGCUACAGUCUCUGCCCCCUCCUCUCCCUCUGUCCUCCAUCACCUCCCAGAGCUCAACUUCUCCUCCUGCCCCCGCCCCUGUCCAUCCAUCCAGACUCUGAAUGCCACCACAAUGCCACCCCUCAUCAACCCUCCCUCCUUUGGAUUGUCCUGUUUCACCAUGACCCUGGGUGGCCUCUCUAACCUAAGCGCCCUGGGCAUCCUGGCCAAGUCCUAUGUACGCUUCAGACAUCGGGCCAAAGCUCCGUUCCUGUUGUUAGUGGGGGCUCUACUUCUAACCGACCUGGCUGGUAAUUUGAUCCCUGGUGCCUUUGCCCUCCAUCUGCACCUGGGUCAGAGUCAGAGGCACAGGGUGGCUGCAGGAAUGCGUGACACCACCAAGCCUGCUGGGAUGUUUUGCCAACUGUUCGGUGCCAGCUUGGUGUUCUUCGGCCUGUGCCCUCUAUUACUGGGCAGUGCCAUGGCCGUGGAGCGUUGUAUGGGCAUUACCCAGCCCCUCCUCCACUCUGCCCUGAUCACGGUGGCCCACAUGCGUCUGGCUGUCCUCCUGCUGUCCUCCCUAGCCCUGCUGCUGGCCGGGCUCCCCCUGGUGGACGUGGGUAGUUACACAACCCAAUUCCCUGGUACCUGGUGCUUUCUGACAGUCCACGGGCCGCUCUCCACGGCUGACGCCAGCCUGGCACUCACCUUCUCUGGCCUGGGGCUCACGGCGCUCAGCCUCUCCCUGAUUUGUAACACCCUGAGCGGGCUGGCUCUGCUGCAGGCCAGGCUCAGCUCCCAGGGCAUCAGGACAAACACUACAGCAGCACCAGGACGAUAUGGAAGAACCUCCUCUCCCCUACGCUCGCUGGAUGUAGAGAUGAUGGCCCAGUUGACAGCGAUCACGAUGGUGUCCUGUGUGUGCUGGAGCCCCUUUCUAAUCUCCAUCUCUCUGCUGGUGGGUCAGUUCUGCCGCGGCGGGCGAGGCUCCAGCCACACAGUACGUCAGUCAGAGAAGCUGGUUCUGUUGGGCCUCCGCAUGGCCACCUGGAACCAGAUCCUGGACCCCUGGGUCUACAUCCUGCUCAGACGGGCUGUGCUGCGCAGGGUCUUCCAGGUCCUCCAGCCAGACUCCAGGUCCACCCUGACACAGAGCAGCUCCUGCACUACAGCCUCACGCAGACAGGGGAUUGGACUACACUGACCCAUGAAUGUGUGUAAAGAUAUUCCCAUUUGUGGAUACACUCUCUGUGAUGAACUGAGUGAGAACUCAAAAACACCAAGUGAAACAGGUUUGAGAUACUUCACAUCGAUGCAUAGCCCUACAGUACAAGAAUGUGGACAUAUACUCAUAGCAGAAGAGCAGUUGGCAGUCAUGGGAUAGUCAAUUCAUAAACACAUUAGAUGUUUCACUUAGUUUGGUGACCU
Molecule: messenger RNA, 1409 nt
Organism: Oncorhynchus gorbuscha (pink salmon)
Lineage: Eukaryota; Metazoa; Chordata; Actinopteri; Salmoniformes; Salmonidae
Product: prostaglandin E2 receptor EP1 subtype-like
Exons: 2
Coding region: 1-1185 (394 amino acids)
Biological process (GO): positive regulation of cytosolic calcium ion concentration; adenylate cyclase-activating G protein-coupled receptor signaling pathway; inflammatory response
Cellular component (GO): plasma membrane
Molecular function (GO): thromboxane receptor activity; prostaglandin E receptor activity
Source: RefSeq, a predicted model, not a curated record